AUGUCACCGUCCACGUGCUCGAACGGCAUCCCCGGGGUCAGCGACGGCGAAGUUUGCUGCUUGGAGGCCUGCGGGCAGUGCGGGGGAGUGGGGUGCGGUGCUAUCGCGGGAACCAACGGGGCCUCCGACUGCUGCCCGGACACGAUCAAGGAGGAGUCCGGCGGGGUAUUCUGCGGGGAAGCACCCUGCGUGAUGGAGGGAUUCACCCCAUCACCGCUGAACCCGGCCUUGGACGGAACCGCUGCUCCUGUCGCUCCUUCGACGUGUUCGAACGGGAUCCCUGGUUACCAGGACGGAGUCAUUUGCUGCUUAGAGAUCUGUGGCAGGUGCGGAGGGGACGGUUGCGGCACCAUCCCGGGGACUGGUGGCUCGGACAACUGCUGCCCUUCGGACAUCCUCGCAGCGGGAGUGGUCUAUCCAGCAGAGGGCAACCCAGCUUGGGCUUACCUGUACCCGGGCAAGGGCUGCGAAGGACGCUUGAUAGCUAGUGGAGAAGCGGCAGCCACGAGGCCACUUCGCGCCGUGUGA
Ectocarpus sp. CCAP 1310/34 is the source of this 528-nucleotide messenger RNA. The record is from the annotation of a GenBank genome assembly. NCBI's taxonomy places the organism in Eukaryota, Phaeophyceae, Ectocarpales, Ectocarpaceae.